Messenger RNA from Rotaria sp. Silwood2, 1383 nucleotides. The record is from the annotation of a GenBank genome assembly. NCBI's taxonomy places the organism in Eukaryota, Metazoa, Rotifera, Eurotatoria, Philodinida, Philodinidae.
AUGAGAUCAACAAAUUUUACAUCAUUAUCUGAUAUUGUAUUACUUGAAAUAUUUGAAUAUUUAUCGUGUGAAGAUGUUUUAUAUGCAUUUGGUGAUUUACAUAACUUUCGUUUUAUUAAUUUACUUGAAGAACAUGGAGCAUUUGAACAUAUAUGUUUAUCAUCAGAAAUGUCACGUCGUCAAUAUAAAAUACUUUCAAAUGGAAUUUGGCGUUAUGAAUUAGUUCGUUCAUUUGUAUGUAAAGAAAUGUUUUGUGAAUUUAUUAUUGAAUUUACACCUUGUCGAAUAUUUCCUUUGUUGAGUGAAUUACGAAUACUUUGUAUACGUUGUAUGACAGAUCAUGUCGAACAGUUUGUUAUUGAGCAUUCAUCUACACUUACACAUCUUUUUAUAACAAGAAGUGAACAAUCAUAUAUACCAGAAAAUUAUGAAAAAUUUUUCUAUACAGUUUUACCUCAUCUUAAUCAAUUAAAAUUACUUGAUACAGAUUCAAGAAGUUAUGUAUCGAUUCAAUGGAAUCAAUUAACAGAUUGUUUACAAUCAUUAGAACAUUUAUUAACAUAUGUUGAAAAUAUGUCUGAUGUAUAUACAAUGCCUAUAGAUGGACUUUUUCCUCAUCUACGAUCACUUCGGAUUUAUAAUAAUGAAGAUGAGUCAAAAUUGCCAUGUAUGUGGUUUACAUCAUCAUGGCCAAGUUGGACAAUAUUUUCAAUGAAUCGUUAUGAUAUUGUACCACAUAAUGGUGUUCGUCAUUUAUUAAUAAAAGAUCCAAAUAUAUCAUUACACUCAAUUAGUAAAUUAUUGAAUCAUGCUAAGACAUUAAUAUGUCAAUAUCCAGGAUCAUUUUCUAUAAAUGAUUCAUUACUAUCAUCAAUACAAUUAAUUAAUUUACAUCAUAUAACAAUAAAUGAUUAUGUUCCUGGAUUAGAGUAUUUACUUGAUGGUAUUAUGGUUCCUCGUUUGAAAUCUAUAAAUGGAUAUAUUGUGUCGUUAUUCAUUUCUCUCAUACGUCGAACAAAUCAAAUGAAAACUCUUGAUACAGUUAAUCAUUUAGUGAUAACAGAUCAAUCAAUUCGUGAUGAAAGAUGUUUUUCAUUUAAACAAUGGUAUAUUGUACUUGAUGCUUUUCCUCGUUUAAAAACAUUUUUAAUUCAAUUUCAUAAUCAUAUAUGUCCACCAAUAACUAUGGCAGAUUUAUUUAUUAAUUAUAUAAAACGAACAAGUCAAACAUCACUCAAUUUUUUUUCUUGUUGUAUUGAUCAUUGUUAUAAUAUGGAAAGCAAAGAACAUUUUAUUACAUAUUUAGAAGAUAAAAUAGAAAUUUUAUGUUCACCUCUUCAACUUGCAUCUAUUAGUCCAACAAGACUUGAUGCAUGGAUGUAA